AUGAUCCCGGCAGCCCAGCCAGCGCCCCGAGAGUCUCCGGACCGGGCCAUGGACCUUUUGAAUGCGACAGGUGCGCAUCUUUCCGUUCUUCUCGACACAGUCGAGAAGCAACUGAAGGGUCUGAGCACCGACCUCUUGCCGGGAAAACAGAAAGACGCGCGAGAGACGCCUUCCCGCGCCGAUUCAGUUUCCCCUUCUCCCACGGGAGCGGCAACCCCCGAAGAGGACACUGCCUCUGACGCGCGUUCUUUUGCAAAAAAUCUGGCGUUUGUCAACAAGUACCACGCCACAUGCUGCUCUCUAAAUCGCCUGCUGCAUACAGAAGUCGAAAAAAUGGAUCGCCUCAGAGAGGCCGUCUGCGGAGACAGUCUCUACAACGCGGUUUUACAAGUCGAAAACCUCGAACUGUUGAAUGGAGAGAAAGCCAAGUUCAAAAAGCUCAAAGAACAAAUCUUACGAGCAGGCGAUACACUGUAA
Messenger RNA from Neospora caninum, 477 nucleotides. RefSeq lists its product as hypothetical. The record is from RefSeq and is a predicted model, not a curated record. Lineage: Eukaryota; Apicomplexa; Conoidasida; Eucoccidiorida; Sarcocystidae. Bases 1 to 477 code for a protein of 158 amino acids. The transcript has a single exon.